CCGGACUCGGCGCAUCCAGGUACACUGGGCGGAUGGAGAACCUAGAAACUGGAGGGGAAGAGGUCGAAGCGCCGGGUCCAGCGUUGCAGCUGGGCGCUAGAUCUCCGUGUCCACGGAAGGAUGGGCUGCUAGGAGGCCAGCCAUGUGGGCACCCAGGGUCCGUCACCUCUGUCUGACCUUCCUGCUAGCCUGUGUUUUUGCCUCAGUCUUCUUCCUCCACAUCCACCGAGACCUCUUUCACAAUGGCUUAGGCCUGUCUGCCCUAUGUCCCGACCGUAACCCAGUGACAUCCCCUGUGGCCAUCAUCUGCCUGUCGGACACACCCAUAAACCCCAAGACCUCUUUUUCCUGUCCCAAGCAUCCUGCUUCCCUCUCAGGAACCUGGACUAUCUACCCAAAUGGCCGGCUUGGGAACCAGAUGGGGCAGUACGCCACGCUGCUGGCCCUGGCCCAGCUCAACGGCCGCCAGGCCUUCAUCCAGCCUGCCAUGCACGCCACCCUGGCCCCCGUGUUCCGCAUCACCCUGCCCGUGCUGGCGCCUGAGGUGAACGGCUGCACUCCUUGGCGGGAGCUGGAGCUUCACGACUGGAUGUCGGAGGAGUACGCCCAAUUGAAGGAGCCCUGGCUGAGGCUCACCGGUUUCCCCUGCUCCUGGACUUUCUUCCAUCAUCUCCGGGAACAGAUCCGCAGCGAGUUCACACUGCACGACCACCUUCGGCGAGAGGCCCAGAGUUUACUGAGUCAGUUCCGGCUCAGCCGCACGGGGGACCGCCCGAGCACCUUCGUGGGUGUCCACGUGCGCCGUGGGGACUACCUGGAGGUGAUGCCCUAUCAAUGGAAGGGUGUAGUGGGUGAUCGCGCUUACCUCCAGCAGGCUAUGGACUGGUUCCGGGCCCGGCAUGAAGCCCCGAUCUUUGUGGUCACCAGCAACGGCAUGGAGUGGUGCCGGGAAAACAUCGACACCUCCCGGGGGGAUGUGAUCUUCGCUGGCGAUGGGCAAGAGCGUACCCCUGGCAAGGACUUCGCGCUGCUGACACAGUGCAACCACACCAUCAUGACCAUUGGCACCUUCGGCUUCUGGGCCGCCUACCUGGCUGGUGGAAACACCGUCUACCUGGCCAACUUUACCCUGCCUAACUCCAACUUCCUAAAUAUCUUUAAACCCGAGGCCGCCUUCCUGCCUGAGUGGGUGGGCAUUAAUGCAGACUUGACUCCGCUCCAGAUGUUGGCUGAGCAUUGAGCAGCAAGGAGACUUUCUGAAAUAGUCUGAUCAACCUAGGGCCAGUGUUAUGUAUCUCUGGAAGCCCAGCAGCUUCUGGAGAAGCUGGUGGUCCUGCAGCUGGUGGACACCCAUUUCUAGAGUGAUUCUAGUUGGCUAGACUUGGAGAAAAAGGGGGGGGGCUGGCUUUCUGCAACUGCCAGAACAUUCUAGAAUCAAUGGAAGAUCUCAUGAUGGCUGGCAAUGUCUGCAGAAGCUCAUGACAGUUCUAGAAUGCACAGUGCCCACCUGUUCUUCCCAGCCCAUAUCCAGAGUACUUCUAGAUCACUGCCCCACCAGGAACAGGGAACUCCCUGUUCCAGCAUUGACCAUCCUGGUCUUUUUGAGAAGAGAGAUUUCUCUUCCCUGGGUCAUCAGGACAGAAGGAACUCAUGGGUGUGCUACAGCAAGCACUCACCAACUCCCCUUCUGUGUUUCUGGAAUGAUUCUAGAGGAGGGAUUUUUUUCUGGAGAGGAUCAGCUCUAAUGCCUGUAAAGAACCCUGUGGGGACCUUCCAGAGGGGUUGGGAUUCUGGAAUUCCAGAUUACCUCUGCAAAGAAACUAACAAAGGUAAAACCAGCAGCCCAACACCUCACCACUGCUAGAAAGGUUGAUGGAUGACAAACUCUCUGUAGCUGGGGCAGUUUGUGUGAAAAGUGGAACUUUACCCAACAUUUCAGCCCCUGAAAAACCACAAAUAUGGUAAAACAUGGGAGGGGUGGGGGAAGGGAUGCUGCUGAAUGCUGCAGCUUAUGGAGCAAGGCUCUGCAGAGAUCUAGGGACACCUUUUUUUUUUUAAGCUCAAAACUACCAAAGGUAGACAUGCAAAUCUUGGCUCCAAGUUCAUGUUGCUUUACCCAAUUAAGGAAGUUUCCUCCUCUUCAGCUGGGCUGCUGGGGAGUGAUGGUGUAACAGGGAAGAACAAAAUCUGAUUCCAUGUUGGAUCUGUUUCUUUUAUGUUAACUUUUGCUUUCCCUUGUUUUUGUUACUAUAAUCACUAAAAGGAUGCUAUCUAUAGCUAUAAGCAUACAUAAUGGUCUGCAUGGGGAACCCUGCCCCUCUGCCUGAAUGUUAAACCAAAGUGCCUUUGUUCAGCUCACAGGGAAACAUCCUGCCCGCCCACCCAUGAAGGACUGCAAGAAAGAAGAAAUUAACACACCCCCUCCCCGAUGCUGGCCAAGCCAGGAGAUGUUUUGCAAGACUUAUGGCCUUUUUACUUUACUUCCUCACCUCCUCCCCCUCUCUGUUCUAUAAAAGAAACUAGCAUCCAGGCCCCAUAAGAUGGUACUCUAGGACACUAGUCUGCCCUCUUCUCUAACACCUGGCUUUCUGAAUAAAGUCACUGUUCCUUGCCUCAACA
Messenger RNA from Balaenoptera ricei (Rice's whale), 2619 nucleotides. RefSeq names its product fucosyltransferase 1 (H blood group) (gene FUT1). Gene Ontology annotation, molecular function: galactoside 2-alpha-L-fucosyltransferase activity. Bases 143 to 1240 code for a protein of 365 amino acids. The record is from RefSeq and is a predicted model, not a curated record. NCBI's taxonomy places the organism in Eukaryota, Metazoa, Chordata, Mammalia, Artiodactyla, Balaenopteridae. Gene Ontology annotation, biological process: carbohydrate metabolic process. Gene Ontology annotation, cellular component: membrane. The transcript has 2 exons.